Molecule: messenger RNA, 1896 nt
Organism: Aspergillus mulundensis
Lineage: Eukaryota; Fungi; Ascomycota; Eurotiomycetes; Eurotiales; Aspergillaceae
Product: histidine phosphatase family protein
Exons: 5
Coding region: 1-1896 (631 amino acids)
Molecular function (GO): acid phosphatase activity
Source: RefSeq, a predicted model, not a curated record
AUGGAUGAGGCCAUUGACGAGAGAAUCGGGAAACUUCCUUCAAAGAUUGAGGAUGUAUACCGCAAGAUUCUGGAUAGAAUCAAACAAGGGCCAUCCCAGGCCGAUAGAAAAUACACCUUCAAUGCCCUGCACUGGCUUCUGUCCGCCCAGCAAACUCUUACCGUGCUAGCUGCAUUGCGACUUACAUUAUGGUGCCGCGAACGAGAUAGUCUCGCCGUCGGGAACAAGACCAUCGCCGAGAAACCGUGGGGUCUGAGAAACAAGGGGUUUCAGGUCUAUGGCCUCGCGGGAAAAACAGAAGACGCGAUGAGACUCAAUGUUGCUGUCGCGCUCGCCGCGGCGGGCUUUGUUACUGCGAUUCCCCAUCCAUCAUCAUCUGCCCCAUCCGCCCCAACGGGAAGCAGCUAUGCGUCUGGCUUUGACAUGACUAGGAGCUGGGCAAACUUGAGUCCCUACAAAGGCGCAGAUAGCUUCGGUGUCCCCAAAGGUGUGCCCACAGGAUGCGAGCUAUCCCAGGUCCAUGUUCUGCAUCGCCAUGCCGAGCGAUAUCCUACCGACUACCCAUUAGACGGCGAGGGCAUGGAAGAUUUCGCCGCAAAGCUGGUCAAUCACUCAGAGGCUCAUGGGGGUAAAGUCGCAUCUGGCCCAUUGAGCUUCCUAAAUGAUUGGGAGUAUCUCCUUGGCUCAGAUACGCUGAUGGAGACUGGGGCGGCAACGGAAGCCACCUCUGGCGCCAACUUCUGGAUCAAGUACGGGCGCCUGCUGUACAGGCCCGAUCGUGACCAUGUCGCUGCUUGGAACGGGUCGUUGAAUGUGUAUCCCAAUGGAACUGCUCGCCCGAAGCCGGUCUUCCGGACGACUUCUCAGGCGAGGAUAUUGGAGAGUGCGCGGUGGUGGCUCAGCGGCUUCUUCGGAAACAGCGGUGCCAACAGCUCCUACGAGCAGUACGACCUUGUCAUCAUCCCCGAGGCGUCCGGGUACAACAACACCCUCGCUUCCUAUGACUCGUGCCCAGGCGACAUGACGGAAGGAGAUGACUCUGCGGAAGUUUUCAUCCCGCGGUAUACGAAGGACACCAUCGCCCGUCUAUCGCCGUACUUUUCCAACAACUUCAACCUAACGGCCUACGACAUCCUCGCGAUGCAGAACCUGUGCGCCUAUGAGUACACCAGCUUCGGGGCGUCAGCAUUCUGCACACUCUUCACCGAGCAAGAAUGGAAGGACUACGCGUAUAAUAUCGAUAUCCAGUACUAUGGCGACUACGCGUAUGGCUCACCCACCGGUCGGGCUCAGGGUAUCGGCUAUGUCCUUGAGCUGGCUGCAAGGCUGCAAGGACAUCUGAUUACAUCCAGUGACACGAGCAUCAACGCUACUCUUGACAACAACCUUGAUACCUUCCCUCUCGACCAGCCGUUCUACAUGGAUAUGUCCCACGACGACAUUAUUCUCUCUGUGCUCUCUGCGCUGGGACUCGAGUACUUCAAUUUCGGUCCGAAUGGUCUUCCGGGGAAUGUUGACCAUGCACCAGCAAAUCGGACUUUCAAGCUUAGUGAGAUGACGCCCUUUGGUGCUCGAUUCAUCUCGGAGGUCUGGACGUGUCCGGCGAAUGUUUCGUUUGCUUCAUUGAAUCCUGUUCUGUAUACGAACCCUCGGCUUGAGGGUUCAAACGGGACAUCGAAGUAUAUCCGCUUUGUGCUGAACAGUGCGCCUCUCCCGCUUGAUGGUCUGCUUGGCUGCGAGGAUGCUGUCAAUGGGUUCUGUGCAUUGGAUAGAUUCUUAGAAGGAGUUCCGACGUUGAAGGAGAAGGCUCAGUAUCAGAAGGCUUGCUUUGGUGAUUAUCCUACUGGCGAGCAGGUUGGGGAUGGAGCUCCGACUUCUCAGACUUUGUUGGUCUAA